AUGAACGGGAGCGAUGCCUCGGGAUCUGCCACCGCAGCAGCCGCAGGCGAAACGUCCGUUCCGCCUGCCACGUCACCGGGGAGCGACAGGCGCACUGUAGCGCUAGGUGCACUAGCGGUGCUGCCUGAUGACGUCAUCGACAAUAUCAUCGGACGGCUGGGACCGAAGGAUCUCAUGGCCGCCGCUUGCGUCAGCAGCGUGCUGUACGUGUUCUGCAUGGAGGAGCCCACGUGGCUGGCGGCGUGCUUCCGCGAGUACAAGGGCGAGGUGAUGCGCUUCGACCACUCCUGGCGCCAAACAGUCCUUAACAAGCUGUCGGAGGAGAAGGGAGUGGAGCGUCGUGAUCUCAAGGAGCCGCUUCACUUCAAAGACCUCCAGUCCAUGUUUCUGUACCGCCGCUGGUACCGCUGCCACGUGAAGCUGGAAGCGUUCGAGGGCGACACGGGCCACGUGGAGCGCCGCGCGGGGCUCACCCCGGAGGAGUUCCGCCAAUCAUAUGAUGGCCGCCGCCCCGUGAUCAUGACAGACCUGACGGAGAACUGGAGGAGGGCCACGUCAAAGUGGAGCAUUGACAGCCUGGCGGAGGAGCACGGUGACGUGGCGCUGAAGGUGUCGGUGGCCAAUGGGCACACGGUGCGCAUGAAGCUGCGCGACUACCGUGAAUACGUGGCGGCACAGCAUGACGAGGAGCCGCUCUAUAUCUUCGACCCCAAGUUUGGAGAGCAAGCACCGGCGCUGGUAUCAGGCUACUCUGUGCCACCUCACUUCAGGGAGGACGUGUUUGAGGCCAUGCCCGCGCUCAGCCGCCCCAUGUACCGCUGGCUCGUGGCCGGCCCACAGCGGUCGGGUGCAGGCUGGCACGUGGACCCCGCGCUCACUAGCGCCUGGAACACUCUGCUUGUUGGGCGGAAAAGAUGGGCGCUCUACCCGCCCGGGAAGGUGCCGCCAGGUGUCACGCUGCGAGUGGACGAUGACUCGGGCGAUGUGGAUUAUGAUGGGCCCACGUCGCUUAAGUGGUGGCUGGAGGUGUAUCCCCUCCUGCGCCCCGAGGACAAACCAAUGGAGGUGAUGCAGCGGCCAGGCGAGACCAUCUACGUGCCAUCAGGGUGGUGGCACAGCGUGCUCAACCUCGACCUCACCGUCGCCGUCACGCAGAACUUCGCCUCCUCCGCCAACUUCGACUGUGUGUGCCUCGACAUGGUGCCUGGGCGGCAUAGGGGUGUGGCGCGCGCUGGGAGACUGGCGAUCGAGGCCGGGGAGAAGUGGGACGAGCGACUCAGGGCCAUGUAUGGGGAGGGGGAGGAGGAGGAUGAGUGGGAGGAGGUGGAGGAAGGCGAGGAGGUGGAAGGGAGUGAGGAGGGGGAAGGGGACGGGGAGGAGGAGGGGGGAGAGGGGGAGAGCGAGGGGGAGGAGGAGGAGGGGGGCACGUGGAACGGGAUGCAGGGGCGGCUGUCAGCGCUGGCAGCGCAGCAGUUUCUGAGCGAGGGCGGCAACGAGGGCUGGUCCAUGCCUGAAAUCCGCAUCCUGCUGCGCUCGCUCUGGCCCGCCCAGCCGCAACUGCAGGAUCGCAUUUGGAAGAACGCGUGUCUGUGCAUGGAUGCUGCCACGUGGCACAGGCGUGUGGCCACAGUGUGUCAAGCACACGGCCUGCCCGCCCCCCAGGGCCUGGACGCCCUGCCCCUCGGCUCCGGCUCCAACGCUGUGUACAUGGUGGGGCAGCACGUGGUGAAGCUGUAUCUACCCAUGGGCUCUCAUGACGAGUCAGCCGCCACCUUCCUCGCCAAGGAGCUGGCGUUCUACCGCGAGCUACACGCGUGCCAGUCUCCCCUGCUCCCCUGCAUUCCGCCCCUCGUGGCCUCGGGCCUGCUCUUCUCAUCAGGGGUUGUGGACAAGAGCGAGGAGGAGGAGGGGGCGAAGGGGCGGGGAGGGAAGGACGUGCAGACAAACGGGGUGGGGAGCAAUCCGCCGAGUGCAGAGGGCGAGGGCGAGGGGGAGGAGGCGGGGGCGGAAGGGGCGGAAGGGGCAGAAGGGGAGAAGCAGCAAGAGGGGUACCCGUUUGAGGGAGAGGAGGAGGAAGCAGAGCAAGAGGAAGGGGAGGAGUAUGAUGAGGAGGAGGAGGAGGAGGAGGAGGAGGAGGAAGAAGAGGAGGAGGGAGUGUGGCCGUACAUCAUCACGGGGCGGUGCCCUGGGUGGCAGCUGGAUGCUGUUGCGGAUCUAGCCACGCCAGCGGACCGGCAGGCUCUGGCGGACUUCUUUGCGGCGUGUCUCUCCCACCUGCACUCGCUGCCACUGCCCUCCACGCCGCUCUCCCCCCCGCCCCGCAAGGCCAAGAGCAAGAGCAAGGAGACCAAGGCCGGGGCGGAGGAUGAUGCGCGAGCACAGGAAGUACAUCAAGGAGCGCCUGGAGGACAUGGGCAGCCUCCCCCACACCUGGUGAAGCAGGCGGCGGCAUAUCUGCCCAAGGACCCCGCACUGCUCUUCCAAGGCCUUGAGCGCCCGUCAUGGCUGCACACGGACAUCAUGAGCGACAAUGUGCUGCUGGCUGCUGCGUCGCCCGCUGCCACGCCCGUCAUCGAGGAGUUUGUGGCGCGCGGCAAGGACGGCGCGGGGAAGAGCCAGGGCGAGAAGCCACGCGCAGGAGAGGGGGGUGGAGAGAAGGCAGUGCCAGUGGAGGGGGAGCGGGUGCUGCAACCGUCUUCCAUCAUUGACUUCGGCACCCUCAUUCUCGGCGACCCCCUGUACGACCUCAUCAUGCUGCAUGUGAGCGCCCAGCGCUGCAACAAGGCCGACCUUGCCAGGCUGCUUACCACGUACAAGCCGCCACGGCCAGCGCAAGGAGCUGGAGCAAACUUCACCCAGUCCUAUCGUGCCAUGUGCUACACUCUGCUCAACCAGAACGAUGCACUCAGUCGUGUGUUCCGCUAUCGCAAGGAGCUCUCUGAUGUGAAGACCCUGGAGGAAAUCGCAACAGCAGUGUGGGGCCAGUUGGAUGAGUUGCUCGUCGACGCCGACGAAGGCGGGAACGAGCCGUCUUCGCGCAGCGGGAAGUGGACGUUUGGCUUAUACGGUGGUUGCUUUCCAGUGCGCGUCGCUCGGCGCGCUCACAACGCCCCGUUCAGUCCGCCGCGUGAGACCUCGUCCGUAGCGCAGCUGACCUCCCCGCGCAGCGACCUUCGUUUAGAGUCACAGCCUCCAGAGUCACAGCCGCCAGAGUCACAGCCGCCAGAGUCACAGCCGCCAGAGUCACAACCGCCAGAAUCAGCAGGGCCACCAGCAGCUGCGCCAUCAGCGGCAAUGGCAGGAGGGAGGCACACGAGACGGACAGCAACUAGGGCGCUGGAGCGCGUGGUGGUGGGCGACUUGGCUGUACGGCUGGCGGCGCGAGGCACAGCAGGGAGCGACGCGGCGAGAGGCGGUGGAGCGGAGUGGGAGAGGCGCGCAGAAGCGCAGCGUGAAUGUGGCGAGAAGGGGGUUGCGCAGGGAGAUGGGGGAAGCGGGUGUGGAGAGGGCAAGGAGGAUGGGGAGGGUAAGUGUGGAUUGACAUAUGUGCCCGGUGUCGUUGAGAGCACGCACGACACGGAAGAUGUUGGAGGUGGUGCAUACGGCAGGGAUAGUGCAGUAACGCCAAGGGCAGCAGCAUCAUGCGAUGUGAGCGGCGCAGAGGUGGGGUCGGACGACAUGCAGCAGACGCCGCAGGAGGCAUUGGGCAGGCCAGUGAUUCCAAAGAUUGUCACGAGCCCCAACAGCGCGGCCCACUUCGCCCUGAGCGCACCUCUCUCGUGGGCUGUGCUGCCUGACUCUGUCUCCAGCUUCCUCAACAGCCCCACCCCUCUGCACCACAGCGCAAGCGACGCAGCAACCUCACUCGUGGGUGACCUGACUCCUCGUGCUGCUGUACCGCUCCCUGCUGCUGUCAGCCCUUCCGCAUUGAACCAUCCAGCCACCCAGGACGCAGCGGAAGGGGCAGCGGCUGAGGCACAAGCGAGGCGGGGUGCUCAGGUGAGAGGCAGCAGGCGUCCCUCUGCUAUCUCACACCAGUUGUUGAAACAUCCGGAGGAGGAAGAGGAGGAGGAGUGCGAUGAGGGUGGGCUGUUGAGCUCAAGGUCUGAAUGCCUCUACCGCCCCGCAUGGGGGAGGUCACCGCAGAUGACGCAUGGAGCAAGGCAUAUGGAGAAAGGGGGAGAGGAGGGGGCGCAAGCGAGAAAGACACGGGGGCAGCGUGGUUCGCCGGCGGAGGCGGAGAUGCUGAAGAUGCACACAGUGACCGUGGCGAUUCUUGCCAGGGAAUCCCGUGCCCGACAGGAGAGGCUUGCUGCAGCGCUCGGAGGGGUGAGAGUGAGGCAGACAAGGCCCAAGAGAGCAGGUGCAGAGGAGAAGGCUGAGGAAGGGAGUUGCACGGUGGAAAAAGCAGGGUACACGGGCAGGCACAGGCAUAGAAGGGGAGGAACAGAAGAUUCAAAUGCUCGGACUCCUUUGAAGGAACAAACACCCCGAAACCAGACAGACCAAGGCAUGAGAAGCAACUUCGUGGAAGAUGAGUUCAUGGGGAUAGUGGAGGAGUUCUUAAAUAAACCCAGGGCCAAAACUGUGCCUCCAAAAGGUGCUGCUCUGCUGCACAAAUAG
Messenger RNA from Closterium sp. Yama58-4, 4623 nucleotides. Lineage: Eukaryota; Viridiplantae; Streptophyta; Zygnematophyceae; Desmidiales; Closteriaceae. The record is from the annotation of a GenBank genome assembly.